ACAGUGAAUCCCUCUUUGGUGGGUGAAGUUUGAUGUGUAUAUUAUAUUGUAUAUACAAACAAUAAGAAAAUGUUUUUAUAAACCAAUAUUGCAUGAAAGGGAUCUGACUUUUCUUUUUUUCUUUUUUCUUUUUUUUUUUUUUUUUAUGUCUUGUUAUUGGCCCUUGGUUAUAUAUGCUUGUGCCAUCCAUGAUUAUUAAACUAUACUUAUGCAAUGCAUCGUUGGAAAGCAUAGAGGAGAGGUUACUAUAAAAGGAAGGAAGCCAAACUUAUAAUCGGUAAGUUAUUUUACUACAAAGUAUCUCUCUCUUUCUCUCUCUCUCUCUCUCUCUCUCUUCUCUUCUCGUUUAAUCAGCAAUGGCAAAGGCUGAAUCUAAUCUCCUAUCUUCCACAUGGGAUGGAGAAAAUGGGUAUUCUGCAGGUUCUUGUGCUGAGAAGAGGCUCAAAUUAUUUGGGUUUGAGUUGAAUCCGUAUAAGAAUAUUGAUGAGAGCAACGUGAAAGUCUUUGCAGAAAGAGAUGAAAGUGUAAAUUCUUCAUCAACAACAGUUUCAUCUGGAAGCAGGGAGAAGACGAAACCUUCCAAGGAGGUGAUCGGAAGCUUAGGCGGCGGCUCCCCAGAUUGCAAAAAGUUUGAGUGCCAAUAUUGUUUCAAGGAAUUCGCAAACUCACAGGCAUUGGGUGGUCAUCAAAAUGCACACAAGAAGGAGAGGAUGAAGAAGAAGAGGCUGCAGCUUCAAGCCAGGAAGUCCAGCAUCAACUGUUACCUUCAACCUCUCCAAAACAACCAUGGUUUUGCUAAUUCCAACGGCGCCGUUCCGUGGUUUUAUAGCCCCUCAUCUUAUACAACUCCUGAGUUUUCACACUAUGAUGAAUCUCAGAUUUGCUUCAAUCCCUUUGAUCAAGAUAAUGGGUCCCUCUCCCAGUCCCAGUUAUCAAAGUGGCAUAAUACCCUGCCACCCAACAUCUCUUUCCAACAAGACACGUGUAGCUUCACUCUAACACAAACCGACGUCGGAUCGGCAGAGAUCAAUAGGCCUGUUAUCUUCAAACCUUCCCCAUGCUUGCCUGCUUCCAAGCAAAGCUGUAAAUCUUUGGAUUUGCAAUUAGGCCUCAACAUGCAAGCAAAUAUACGAAGCUCCUCUAGAAGUGGCGUGUAACAUAUUUCUCCAAGUGGCAGCUUAUUUAGAUUCUUUUAGAAUUUCAAGAAGUGGAAAUGAAAUCGUUUGAAAAUUUUUAGAUUCA
Messenger RNA from Corylus avellana, 1242 nucleotides. RefSeq names its product zinc finger protein 5 (gene ZFP5). The record is from RefSeq and is a predicted model, not a curated record. Gene Ontology annotation, biological process: trichome differentiation; cytokinin-activated signaling pathway; gibberellic acid mediated signaling pathway. Gene Ontology annotation, molecular function: transcription cis-regulatory region binding; DNA-binding transcription factor activity. Gene Ontology annotation, cellular component: nucleus. Lineage: Eukaryota; Viridiplantae; Streptophyta; Magnoliopsida; Fagales; Betulaceae.